Oldenlandia corymbosa var. corymbosa is the source of this 1107-nucleotide messenger RNA. NCBI's taxonomy places the organism in Eukaryota, Viridiplantae, Streptophyta, Magnoliopsida, Gentianales, Rubiaceae. The record is from the annotation of a GenBank genome assembly.
AUGGUCCCGAAUGAUUUGGUUUGGGAAAUCUUGAGAUGGAUCCCAGUCAAAUCUUUGAUGCGCUUUAAGUGUGUAUCUCGAACUUGGUUAUCAAUCAUUAGGGAUCUGAGGUUUUCCAAGAUUUACAGCGGGGGUGGUGGUCCGUGUCUAAUAUCUUUCUACGAUUGGACUUUUGAAUGGUCUCGGUUUCUCCUUUGGCGUCCCCAUGUGUCCUUUGAUACCUAUACCAGUUUCGAGAUCCUCAAUCUUGAUAGUGAGAGCUUCGACACCCAUAUUGUGUAUCAUGGACAUGUGCAUGGACAAGCGCUAAAAAAAGCUUCUACAAAUAUUGUGGACGGUCUAAUAUGUUUUUAUCGAGGAGAGCAGUCGUGGUUGUAUAACAUUGCCACCAGAGAGAUGGUGAAGCUUCCUGACUUGACCUUUGGGGAAUGUAAGGAAGUAUGUCAUUCUAGUGUUUACCACUUAGGUUACGAUCCCAUCACCAAACGAUACAAGUUACUCAACACCGGUGACAAUCAUGCGGCAAUUCUCACCAUUGGAGUUGAUUCUUUGUGGAGAAACAUUUCCCCUUCAGUUACAUCUGUAGACAUGAGAAUAAAGAGAGGUGCAUGUUUAGACGGGAAUAUCUGUUGGGAGAGUCGAAGUGCCAGUCAAACUAUCAUAAUAUCUUUUAAUUUGGCCCAAGAGAAGUUUAUUCAGAUUGAGUCGUUCUUAGUUUUGGGAUCGUUAAUAAAUUUUGGACCCAGUUUAAUGGUAACGAGAUGUAAUCAAAGUAGUGGAGGACCUGACGAGAUCCUAUAUUACGACUAUAACAAUGGGAUUUGGAUUAAGCAGCUAUUUCUGCCACCACGAACUGAACCAUUAGAAGGAGUUCACAUUGAUGAAUUUCCCUGUAUCGUUGGUGUAUUCCCUAAUGGGAAGGUGUUAAUGAUAGAUUGUUUUGGACGGUCCCUUAUUUACCAAUAUUAUUUGUUUGAUCUAUCAAAGAAAGAGUGGAAACCAAUUGCGACUAGCGAUUCUUUAGCAAGGAGAUGUACGUCACAACCCCAGUUCUAUUUUGAGGAGAAUAUUAUCUCACUCGCCCAUUUGACUUCUUGCGACGUAUAG